Molecule: messenger RNA, 11381 nt
Organism: Portunus trituberculatus (swimming crab)
Lineage: Eukaryota; Metazoa; Arthropoda; Malacostraca; Decapoda; Portunidae
Gene: Sbf
Product: myotubularin-related protein 13-like
Exons: 43
Coding region: 76-6549 (2157 amino acids)
Source: RefSeq, a predicted model, not a curated record
CCAUGUCUGUGUGAGGUGAAGGAUGCUCCCGCUCAGCCAAAUAUUGUUGAUUUGCCCUCUCACGGAAGGCUAAGAAUGUCGAGACUAGCGGAUUAUUUCGCCAUCGUUGGAUACGACCACAAGAAUGACCGUAAUGGAAUUGGCUCUGGUAAAAUUAUCCAGCGAUUUCCAGAGCGAGAUUGGCCAGAUACACCUUUCACCGAGGGACUGGAGCUGUUCUGUCAGCCACAAGGUUGGGCGCUAUCAACAGACCGCCAAGAGCCAAAGUUCUUUGUGUCGGUGCUGACAGACAUAGAUGCCAAUCGCCACUACUGUGCAGUGCUGUGCUUCAAUGAGGCUGUCUCCAUCACUCCCAGCAAGCCCACAGAUGAGGAGGAUGAUGGACUGGAGCUGGGCAGCAGUGGGGUGCGGGGUGUGGUGCCCCCAGUGCCUAUCAUCACCCACCACUCCAUCAUGUACGCCCCCAAGUGCCUCGUUCUCAUCUCACGACUCAACUACUUUGAAACCUUUAGAAAUUGUAUGGGCAUUGUGUACACAGUUUAUAUGGAGGGACUUGGGGUGAGCAUGGAGACACUAAUUGGAAACAUGGUGGGCUAUGUACAAGUGUCCCCUCCAGGAGGACUCCAGGUUCGGUUCAGCAUUGGUGCUGGAGACAGACAGGCCCUUCAACCCCCAGCCUCCCCCAGCAUCCCUGUCACCAACACCACAGUUCUCAGUCUCUUCAAUCAGCUUGGUAUCAAGAAUGUGAUGGUGAUCUUCUGUGCUGCCUUAACUGAGCAUAAGAUUCUUCUCCAUAGUCAGUCUUACUGCCGACUAACAGAAUCUUGUCAUGCUCUAGAAGCUCUCCUUUACCCCUUUAAAUACUCUCAUGUUUACAUUCCAAUCCUACCGGCUUCCUUGGUUGAAGUUCUCUCCACCCCAACUCCCUUUAUCAUGGGAGUCCACUCAUCACAUCAAAAUGAUAUUGCUGAAUUGAUGGAUGUCAUUGUGGCAGAUCUGGAUGGAGGCUCCAUUCGUGUGCCUGAGAGUCUCACAAUGUCCCUACUACCAGAGCCUUUCUGGUCACAGACUCAUAAUGCACUGUCAAAGGUGCUGCAUCCUGAUCUCAGCACUGCAGAUAAUGCCUUCCCCUCAAGUGCUGGCAUCAGAGCCACCCCACACGUCAUGGUAGACAAAGAGAUUAGAGCAGUAUUCAUGAGGAUGUUCGCUGAGCUGCUGCAGGGUUACCGUUCCUGUCUCACCCUCAUUAGGAUACACUCCAAGCCAGUCAUCACUUUCCACAAGGCAUCCUUUCUUGGCAACCGUGGAAUGGUGGACAAUGAUUAUGUGGGUAAGCUCCUGGACUGCAUGUUCUUUACAACCUUUGUCACGGAGCGUGGUCCGCCAUGGAGAGUGUGUGACCUGUGGGAUGACGUCUAUGCAAACAUUGGGGACCAGCUGCGGCAGGAACAACAUGACUGUCGAAAAAUGUUGGAAAAUAUUCAGGAACUUGCUCAACAGCUCUACAACAAUGAAAACCCAAACCCACAGCCAUUUGUACCCAAGAUCCCAAAACCUACAGAGGGAUCUUUUACUCGCAUCCACCAACCAGUCUUCCCACACAUUGACUCCCAGCAGGUCCAGAGCAUCAUUGAUGAAGGCACUUCCAAGAAAAUGAAACUUCCACAGAAAGCAGGUCAACCAAGAAUAGUACCAAUGGGCCCCCACAUUUCCAGUUUACAGUCUGGGAGAGGAAUAGUGUCCAGCUCUGCAAGAAGAUUAGAAGUAAUGAGAAACUGUGUGAACUGUAUAUUUGAGAACAAGAUUAGUGAUGCCAGAAAAACAUUCCCUGCUGUGCUUCGGGCACUGAAGAGCAAGGCAGCCCGGCUUGCUUUAUGUACUGAGCUGAGCCACCAUGUCCAAGGCAAUAGAGCAGUGUUAGAACACCAGCAGUUUGACCUUGUGGUGAGACUCAUGAACUGUGCCCUGCAGGAUGAUUCACCCUUGGAUGAAUAUGGUGUGGCUGCUGCCUUGCUCCCUCUCUCAUCAGCUUUUUGUCGGAAGCUCUGCACUGGAGUCAUACAGUUUGCCUACACCUGCAUACAGGACCACAGUGUUUGGAGCAAUCAGCAGUUCUGGGAGGCAUCAUUCUAUCAAGAUGUUCAAAGAGAGAUUAAGACCCUAUACCAAGAUCGCUCCCAGCAGACCAGCAGGACAUCGAUCACCUCAGAUGCUCCUGUCAUGAAAGACCCCAGCCUUAGUCCCAUCAAUCCUAAAGAUAAACGUAAGAGUGGAGCCUGGGGUGAAGUUGAUAACAAGAUGCAUCGCUCUGUUGCCUUGGAAACUAAGAUCUCAGAAUGGAAGGAUGGGAGGUCAUCAUACCUUCGGCCACAUGAACCCUCGGCACUGGAAAUUGCAGCUGAACAGAUGAGACUGUGGCCCAACAUAGAAAACAAAAAGCAGCGUGAGCUGGUGGAGCAGGAGGAGUCCACACUGUACUCACAGGCCAUUCACUAUGCCAACAGAAUGGUGUAUCUCAGGAUACCCUUAGACAUUAAUGCAGCUGUUCACAGGCGAACCUACAAUGAACGAGAUAAUGCCAGCAACAGCAUAACAAACAGUAUGGCAGAGAGCGACAGUCUUGAUGCGGAAUCAGGGUUUGAAGACCAGGAGCAGAGUGACCGAGAGACAAGUGUAGUGCGCUUUGUGUCCAGGUUUGUGGACAAGGUGUGCACCGAAGGCAAUGUCACAGAGGAGCACAUAAAGUCACUUCAUCAGAUGAUCCCUGGGGUGGUGGCCAUGCAUGUGGAGACCCUUGAUGCUGUCUACAAGGAGUCCAAGAGGCUGCCACCAAUUCAGAAGUCAACAAUAUUCAUCAGACGUGAUGCAUAUAGACAAAGUGUAGAUGGCACUUACGAGCCAGACCCCAGGUACACAGAGAUUGUGUAUGGCCAGCCCAAGAUCCUGCUGCCCUCACUGGUGCCUGGAGAAGAGGUCAUGUAUGAGGGCUUGCGGGUUUACCUGCUACAAGAUGGUCGGGAAGAGUCUACUGGUGGUCAUGUUGGAGGUCCCAUUCUGCUUCCAGCUGAAGGAGCACUCUUCCUCACUAACUACAGACUCAUCUUCAAGGGUCUCCCCACUGACCCAUAUGCAUGUGAGCAGGUGGUGGUACGGUCAAUGCCUGUCACAUCCAUCACUCGGGAGAAGAGGGUGCCAGCCAGUCAGCAUCCAGGACCCAUGGACCAGUGGCUUAAUGAGGGGCUGCAGAUCAGGUCCAACACUUUCCAGCUCAUCAAAGUGGCCUUUGAUGAGGAAGUUCCCCAAGAAAGCAUAGAGGCAAUGAGAAAAUUGAUAAAUCGGCUCCGCCAUCCUCCAACUAUUCUGCAUCUGUUUGCCUUUGUGGGCCACUGCCAUGUUCCUCAGACACCCAGCAGACAACAAAAAGACAAACCAGGCUAUGGUACUCUCCGUGGAUUUGCUAAGAAGACUCUGAUGAAGACAGCUAAGGCAGCAGGCCUCAAACCAAGCAAGGGUGGAAAGAGGCACAAGUAUGUCUUUCCAAAUAGCAGCAAAUCCAUGACUUCACCUGGCCGCAUGAGCCUGGCACAGGUGCCCAACAUGGACUUGAGCAAUGAAGACUUGCCCCUUGAUGAUGACCUCUCUAGGGUAAACCGAGAAAACAUAAUUGUGGAUGAACUGGAGACCUCCGGGCUAAGCAAUGGAUCCAGUGGGCAGCUGUCAGUGGCUGGACUGGUUGGAGUGCGGGAGGUUGACAACAAGACGCUGGAGAAGCUGUCUGAGCGCAGCUACCACAAGGACUAUAUGCGGCUCAGUCUGGGCAGCCUAAGCACCACCACCACCACUGUGUCACCUCGGAGCAAGGCUGAGUUCAGGGUCACGUCAUGCAAUAUCAACUACCAAUUGUGUCGAAGCUACCCAGCCUUGCUGUCAGUUCCUUCUAGUACGGGAGAUGAGAGUCUCCAUCGCCUGGCCCGAUGCUACCGCCACAACCGGCUGCCCGUCAUCACCUGGCGACACCCACGCACCAAAGCCCUUCUGCUGCGAGGCGCUGGCUUCCACACCAUGAGCGUCAUGAGUAUGUUGAAGGGGCCUUCCACAACAACGGGAAACACCAGUGAAGUCUCCUAUUCAGUGGAGCAGGAAAAGUACCUUUCUGCUGUUGUCCAGUCAACUCCUCUGUCUGUGUUGCGUGAUGGGUCUUCAUGGCGACUCACUGACUCCUCCCUCUCCAUCAACUCUUUGGUGCUGGCUGCUGGAGGGGCCACUCUUGAGGUCCCUCCAUAUCACCCAUCCUACCCUACACUAACUCCUGAAGUUGGCAGGAAAACAAACCCCCUUUCAAAGGCCAUGAACACACUACGGACAGGCGGGGGCAAGGGCAGUGGCAGAAUGGGGCGCUGGGGCUCCAUGAGGGCUUCCAGGCCUGGCACGGUAUCCGGGGGUGGUGUUGGGGGGACCCUUGGGACCCUCCGCCACUACCCCACAUCCACCCCUGCCCUUCGUUCCAGCAUCAGCACGGGGCCAAGACUCUCCGUGGACUCCUCAGACACUGGCUCAGAAGCUGUUCAGUCAUUCCACAAGGCAGCACUCUAUGUGUUCGGUGAAAAAACUCAAAUUAAGGGCAUCAAGGCAGAUGCUUACCACAAAACGGAGUUCAUCCCAGUAGACUACACUGAAGUGCGGCAGAUCAAGUCGUCGUUCAAGAAGCUGAUGAGAGCUUGCAUACCUUCCUCCCCAGCAGCUGAGCAAGAGCAGUCCUUUUUUAGAGUCAUUGAGAGCAGUGAGUGGCUGAACCAGUUAGAAUUCCUGCUGCAGGUGGCUGGAGCAGUAGUGGACCUCAUAGAUUCCCUGGGUGCCUCUGUCAUGGUGCUGCUUGAGGAUGGCUGGGAUUUCACUGCUCAGGUAACAAGUGUAGCCCAGCUCUGCCUCGACCCUUAUUACCGCACCAUUGAGGGCUUUCGGGUACUAGUAGAGAAAGAAUGGUUUGCCUUUGGCCACAGAUUCAACCACCGUUCAAAUUUGCUUCAGGGAUCACAAGCAAGUGGAUUUGCUCCAAUUUUCUUACAGUUUCUUGAUGCUGUACAUCAAAUCCAGCGACAGUUCCCCCUUUCCUUUGAGUUCAAUGAAUACUACCUCCGGUUUCUGGCCUACCACUAUGUGUCUGCCCGAUUCCGAACCUUCCUUAGUGACUCUGAGCUGGAAAGAGCAGAACUUGGCAUAAUGACAGAGGAAGACAAACGAGGUUCCCUUUCUCGUCACCAUAGGGGUCUUGAGUCAUCCCAAGAUGAUGAUAUCUAUCCUGGAGGAGGUCGUAUUGGCUCACCUGGAUCUUCAGGCCAGCUGGGACAGUCUGUUUUUGAUUACAUAGAGAAACUGAGUGGACGAUCUCCAGUUUUUCACAACUUCUUGUACAUGGGUGAAAGAAUCAGUGAUUCAACGGUGCUCCGGCCUGUGAAGGAGGUAAGCGCUCUGCACCUAUGGAGUUACUUCCUGGGGGAAGAGCUGCGACAUGGUCCCUCCUAUGAUCCUGAGGUGCAGAAUCUGGACCGACAACAGGAGGAGGAGGCAGAGGCAGCUGAUGGCACCACCACUACAUCUCAACGCAGGAUUGUCAUGAGUGGAUAUGACUGUGUGUGGGGAGUGCAGCUGGAUGCAUUCUCUGCCCAGCUAGAGGAGCUUCACCACUUGGAGCUGGAGUUGGGCCACCUCCCACAGAAAUGGAAUGUACACUGGGACAAACUAGAAUUACCUCCUCCUGAGCAGCUCACACGACAAGUGUCCAUGACGACCCAGAUGGUGAGGCAUCAUGGCCGUAGUGUUCACAAGCGCAGCACAAUAGAGAUCCUGAUUCGAGGAAAGACCAGUGGGAGCGGUGGUGGUGGAGGUGGAGGAGACACUCCCCAGGGCUGCUACUCUCACCCUCACCGCUUUGAGAAGUACAAUUAUACCACACCUUCAUACUGCGACCACUGCACUUCCCUUCUCUGGGGACCACUCAAGACGGGAAUGCGCUGUAUGGAUUGUGGUUACAACUGCCAUGAGAAAUGUAUAGACUCUGUACCCAAGAAUUGCACCAAAUUUAAGAGUGUCCGGGAGUCUGGAGUCAGCAUACAAACAAGCACAAAGCCAACCAGCCUGGACACAACCUCAGUGGGAUCAGGUGUCACUUCCCUGCAGACAACAUCACACCAAUAUUAUGAGCAGUUCUCUUCCAAUGUGGCUGAAAACCGCACUCAUGAAGGUUCUCUGUGGAAACGUGGCUCAUUACUCAAGAACUGGAAGCAGCGGUGGUUUGUCCUGGACAGUGUGAAGCAUCAGCUGCGGUACUAUGACAGUGUAGGCAUGGAAGACUCCCACUUCAAGGGCAUCAUUGAACUUUCUGAUGUGGUGGCUGUUGUGCCUUCUACGCCCACUCAGGGUGCUCCAAAGAAGGUGGAUGAGAGGGCUUUCUUUGAUCUCCAGACAAAACGGCGGCUGUACAAUUUUUGUGCAUCAGAUGCGCAGGCAGCCAAGGAGUGGAUUGAAAACAUCCAGUCAUGUCUACAGUAAUAAGGACAAAUUUCUUAAUUGUAGGAUCCUAGUUUUUACCUGUUCUGAACAUUGAUUUUUCUCCAAUCUCAUCUUGUUUUUAUUAUUUGUAAAUGAUCAUUUACUUGAGAGUUACAAUAAAUAGGUUCCUCAAUGUUAAAACAUUACAGUGAUCUAGUUUGUUCAUGGUAUUGUUAUUCAAAAAGUGCACCACAUUCUUCACAUUUAAAGCAAUAAUGAUGUGUUUUUAAAUGAAAUACUCUUGAAAUUAGAUUUCCCACAAAACUUUCCUUUAAAGAUAGUGUGUCUUAUAUCAUAUUUAGUACAGUGUGUGAUCGUUGAUUCUGAAUGUGGAUCUCUUCAUUUUUAUCCUAGCCUGAAGUAUAGGGGACCAAAUCUUUAUCAAACACUGAUGAUCUAUAACAACUCAUUUCUGAUGUACUAUAUUAUUUCAAUCUUAGAUUGGGAAGAUUGUAGGAUCACUUGAUUGGAUAAAGUUGUUGUGAGUGUUUUACACUUUGUUUGUAGGUGUUAGUUGAAGUCUUGGCAUGACUGAGCUGCUGGGAGUUUUCUUUGAGAGUUGGAAGGCUGCUUAUGAAAUACUAAAGUUUGGGUAUGAAAGUAGUUAAGAUCUGUGUCUGUAGAAGGGCUUGGUGUUCUUCAUAUUCUUUGGAUAUGUUAGCCUUCUUUUGUUAUUGUAGUGUGAGAGUCUUUUUCAUUUUUCCUCUGGAAAUUUGCAUUAAGCCUCAUCACUUAAAAGUAGUACAUUGCUUAAUGUUGUGGGAUAGACUACAGUUCAUGAGGUAAAUGCCUGAAGCAAAGGUAGAAAUAUAUUCUUGUACGUAUGUGAUUCUCAUGGGAUUCUAUUAUUAGUACAAUGACUCUAUUACUGAGAUGAAGGUACACAAUUCUUUCAUCUUAUAGGUGUGAAUUUUCCUUUGUAAGGACCACAUAGGAAUCAAGCAAGUUGAAAGUGUUGUAUAAUUUUCUGAAUGGAAUUUGAACUUUGCUGUUUGAUGAUUUGCACUUAAUGCAGCUUUUUUGUUUUUAUUAUUUUGAAGUGCAGAGAGCAUUAAUGAAAAAAUAUAGAAUGACUUACAGUGGCUUUGUGAGGCAGUGUCCACAGACUGCCAUUAGAUCUGUCAGUGCGUUAGCCAACUGCUUUCUUUACCAAGGUGCACCUUGGAUAUUUGGAAAUGUAACCAUCCAGGUUAUAAUAGUUAAUAUGAGAAGCUUCUCUGCAACUUCAAAUAAUAAACAUAUUAAACAUUUGCAUCUGCAGUACUGGUUUUCCAGUUACACCAUGUAGUCUCUCAUCUUGACUGCACUACCUUCACUAUAACACUAUAAUGCAAUCAGGUCCAUAGUCUUUUUUAUGAUUUACUCAUAUGAAGUCAAAACAACACAAAAGUUUUUAGAAACCAUUUUUCCUGUGUUUGGUGUGUUUUCAAAGGGUACACCUUGGAAUAGCUGAUUAGGUGCAUGCAGGCUUCUUAAGGCAAACUUAAUUUCCACAUGAACUGUGAUCAUGGGAUUAUUUUUUUUUAAUGAAACAUCUUUCCCCCAUUCUUCCUUGGACUUAGUUUUGGUUUCCUAAUGUUUUUACCUUUUUGCAUGAAUGUGCUUUUGUAUGUACAUGUAUUUGUGCAUAUUUGUAUAUAUGCUUGUGUAUGAUAGUUUUCUGGAUUUCAUAUUUUGUAUUAGUGCAAAGCACAUGAAAAAGAGAAUUAUGAAUAACCUCUGGCACAGGUUUCUUCAGUGUUAUUGGCUUCUUACAUUUCCAUUUCAUAUUUUCUAUCCAAGUACAGUAUUUUCCCAGGUAUCAUAACUUUAGGGGCUGAUAAAGAUCUAUUAUGUUAUACUCUCAUUGUAAAUAGGAGUGUAAGUGCUAUGGAUAUUAUAUAGAUGUUGUUGACUACAUGCUUAAUACUAUAGGUAUUUGUGGCUUAUUUUCUAAAGGUGAUUAAUUGUGUAUUACUGUCAGUGUAAAUUUCUAGCCGUUCUCACCAUUGCUGUGUACAAACCAGUUCUAUGGACCAGGAGAGCAUAAUGGUGUAUCUUGGGGAGCAGGGUCAGGGUGAACUUGGCUGACUGUAUUCACACGUCAGGUGAAAAUUACCCCAGUUACUCAAUGUAGAUGUUUUCUCACGAUCACAACAGGUAACCCAACAUACAGCAGUUAGUCCCAUUAAUGCUGUACCUUGUAGUGUAUACUGUUGUCAUAUCCAGUAAAGGAUUUCUGAUUUAGUUCCCACUUUUUACCAGUUGAAUGAUGAUACCCAUUUUAGUUAUCAGGAAAAUGGGAAAUUGUUAAAUCAGGAAUAUUUAGAGAGUACCUCAAUAUUGAUAAGUAUUAUAGAUCACCACAAGGCUUGCAUCAAGGGAUUAACUUCAUCUCUUCUGUACAAUACCAAAUUUUUUAAUUGAAUCUUGCUGAUGAAAUAAAACUAGUUAUUUUGAAUACUCGUAAGAUCUAGUGAUGUGAAAGACAUGGACUUAUUCGAAUUUUAAGAUUGGAAGCUCAUUGAGUUUCUUUAUGCUAGUCAUGGUAUGAUAGUUUUUUUUUUUUUUUUUUUUUUUUUUUUUUUUUUUUACUUUGAGGUAGCUCAGCCAUUUAUGAUUUGGGUCUGUACCAUUUAUGUUCAUAAUAUCCUACAACUGCCACUUGGCACUCAGUCACAGAGGCACUGCCACAGUGGCCCCACUCAUCACAGGUGUGUGGCUGAGCUGUGACUCUACCAUGGAGCAGCUCAGUUUUCACCCUUGACUUAUUUUCAGCUUUUUACCAGACACAUAAGAAACACAUCUUUCACGUUUAAUUUUUGAAAAGCACUGAAUUAUAGUGCACUGCUAUGUUCCUUUUCUCACUUGACAUGAAUGUAUCAAGAGUGAAAGCAGAACUGCAUUUUAGGAUGAGGAAACAUAUCCACACUUGUGGCUGCUCAGAUUACCAGGGUUUUAUUUCGUCAGAAUGCAGUCCUAAUUCUGUUAAAAUAAAGAACACUAAUAAAUUAAAUGCUGAAUUAAUAUGUUAUCACAUGCAUACACACAUAAUGUUCAUGUUACUCUUACUUAAACUCUAUUUUUUUACACUUGAGUAUUGCUCUCUAGGAAGGUAACAAACUAACCUGUAUAGAAUAGCCUCUCAUAGUGCUGGCUGUCCGUGCUGCUGCAGUUCAUGUUUUAAGAUCUACAGAUUAUACUUCCAGAUCAAUAGUCAAUUCCUUAGGCAUUUUUUGUGAGUAAUCAGGCAACCAACAAAUACUCUGCAGUGCCCAAGUGGUGCCGAGGCAAAGGGAGAACAGGCUGGGCAAUGAGGGCUUCCGUGCAUGUGACAGGAAUGAGGGAUUGGUUGAGCGAACAAGCAGGAACAUUUUUAGAGCUAGAGAAUUAACUGGUUGCUCAGAAGCAGUAAUGUUACUUCAAAGGGAAAUCUGUGUUGAGGUUUAAGGUUGAGAUUAUUUCUCAGAGAUAUUCUUGAUUAGAAAUUGUACAAAUACUAAGAUGAGAGAAAUUUUCAUAUAUUUAUUUGCCAGUUUGGCUGUAUUUAUGGCAGUGUUCAUUUAGAUUGAUUGAAAUAACUAUAUCUCUUUAGAAUGAAAAACUUUAAUGAUGAAAAUGUUUAUACUGAUUUGUGGAAAAUGUAAUAUAACUUGAUUUGCAUUUUUUGCAAACUAGUGAUUGCUAUGCUGUGAAAUAUAUUCAUAUUGGAUGACCAGCUAAUACUCAUGCACUAUCAGUCGUAAAUUAUGUAAUUUCAGCAUGACAUGGUAUGUUAGACAUCUCACUGCCAUGGGCAGAGCUCUCAUGCUGGAUGUGGUGGUGGUGAGCAUCCCAGUGUGUGUGGGCAGAGGUUAAGUGUUUGGUGUUCCCUGGGUUUGGCCAAUGUGGCUUGAUGACACUAGAGCCGUGUAGUGUGAAGGCUGUGGUACUUGCUUACUCCUGCACACUAGGUGGUUAGUCACUGACAGGAUGAAUGAUUGUUUGCUGUUGGGCCUCUCAAGCAGAUGAAAGUGCAGGAAUCUGAGUAUGACUUAUAAAUAAUGCAAUUUCAUCCAAAUUGUAGUUGAAUUUUAUACCAAAUGGGUUUAGUUGCACAGCAGGAGUAUUACCUAAUGCAAUGUUAUUAUUUUUCUUUUCUUUCUUAUGAGAAAUAUGUAAUAAGUUGACACACACUGUGUUGAUUUAUCAGCUGGCAGUAUCCAAAGUGACCAUAUGCAUAAAAAGGUAUUUUGAUGAUUCCUCUACAAUUUCUUAUUACACUUCCUUUUUUUUUUUUUUUUUUUUUUUCUUCCUCCAUAUGUAAGUACAGUAUAUACAUGUUUGGCUGAAUCUUCCAUUAGUUGAUCCUGUUCCUUUUAGAUUCCAACUUCUUUACACUUAGCAUGGCUCAUAUUGCUACUACAGUGUAGUGUGUGUGUGUGUGUGUGUGUGUGUGUGUGUGUGCCCAAGCAUUACUUUGUCUGAAAUUAACUAGUUGCAAGUUUUACUGAGCAUGAAUUUUUAUUUCUAUUUCAUUUUGAAGGUAUUUACAUACAUAGUUACUACUUUAAAAUAGUACUUUUUCCUGAAUUUGUCUAUUUUUACUUUAUUUAUGUCACCAAUAGAAAGCCUUUGGUAGAGAUGCACAAAAAUUGGGUUACACAUUCUGCUCAUUUUUUAUUCUAUAUAAAGACGAAAAAAAAAAAUGCAGUGGAAAAUUGGUCACGAUGGGUAUUGUUAGCUGUACCUGUGUAUAUGUGUGUGGAUGUGUGUCUGUGUAUGAGAGAGGGUAUGUGUGUUUCUCACUGGUGUAAAUACGAUGUUGAUGUAUAUGCAUUUAUAUUGUUACAAAUACAGUGAAUAUAUAGUAA